AUAAAAAUGAAAAUACUACAGUAGCAAAAAAAAAGACUAUGCAAACUAAACAAGGCCUCAGUUAGUAUGAUUAUUGUUUCGGCAGACUGUAGCAGGCUCUAAUUGGGCUUAAGUGAUGAUGCUAAUGGGCUGGGCUGGACACUCCAAGACGGAUAUACAAGAUGAACUGAAGAACACGUACUCGUGAGUCGUGACCAAUUCCACGCCGCCGCCGCGCUGUCGCCCGCCAUGGAAGAAGAUGGCCGCAUCAGCCGCCCUCCUGCGCACCAAGGAAGGCGGCCGUACGCAGGCCAUCGCCUCCCGUUGGCGCCACAUCUGGAGCUGCGCCCCCCUCAACAUCGAUCUCCACGACCGGCCCCCUAUCCAGCGCCGCAUUCCGCUGGCGCGGAUCUCCGGCAUCCUGUCCUCACACCGGGGCCCCGGCCGCCGCUUCUGCAUCCCCAGAGACUACUUGGAGAACGACGCCCGCCCCGCCGCCACGCUCGACGCCUGGCUUCGCUCCCCCGCCCUCGACGGCCUCCAGGAGCUCGACUUCCACUACGGCUCUACAUGGUCCCGGCUUCAGCAUCAGGGGAGCCUGUCGCCGGCUCACAAUGAGUCCCCAGAGUCAAGGGUGACAAAUGCAUGGCAUCACAAAUAUCAGAACCUUAUUGGUACCCUUGACAUUCGUCUCAAGAAAAUUGUGCUGUCAAGCUAUCAAGGCAGCAAGGCACAUAUCAACUUUGCCGCAUUCUUUGUAUUCAACGCUAGAGUCCUCGAAUCAAUGGUGCUUCAACUAGAUGUUAGUAAGUACCAUAACAAAGGAUGGAUUGAAAAACAAAAGGCAUUGCUCCAGAUCGAAAAGAGAGUUUCAAGGGGUGCGCAGUUUGAUUUUGUGCGUCAUUUUGGUUGGCCCAAGCAUUCUGACCAUAUGUGGUAUGAGCAAGUACAUGAUUUAUCAACAGCUGACCCAUUUGUAGGGUUUGACUACUGGGCCACCGGUUAGCAGGCUAUACUCAGAAACCUGAUUAGCCACUUAUCUGCAGUGUUCUCACAUUUGGCAUCUCUGUUCCUUAUAUUGUAAUUUGUCAACAAACUAAGUGCUAUAUAUUGGUCUACCCGUCCAAGUGCUUGUUGGGUAUUUCUUGGUAAGUUGGUAUUAUUUGUAACAUUUGUGGUUUAAAGAGAAAUUUCUUGGGAAGAAAAUGAGAGUAUUAUUUAGAAGCUAGUCAUGUGCAAUGUAUCAAGUAUUAGAGCAAUUAUUCUGUUUUUCUCUUCAGUAAAGUUGUAAAAAGAACUCAAUGUACAAAUCCAGGGAGUGUCAAAUGAAUCGCAUGGCAGUGUUCCUUUGGCUAA
This is a messenger RNA of Sorghum bicolor (sorghum), 1335 nucleotides long. RefSeq lists its product as uncharacterized. NCBI's taxonomy places the organism in Eukaryota, Viridiplantae, Streptophyta, Magnoliopsida, Poales, Poaceae. The record is from RefSeq and is a predicted model, not a curated record. Bases 239 to 985 code for a protein of 248 amino acids. The transcript is spliced from 2 exons.